AUGUUUUCUACCAGCUUGUCUAUCGCACCCCUGCUCGGAAGAUGGUGUUGCACGCUUCUCUGUAUCGCACAGAGGACUUCGAUGGGUGGUGCAAUAGUGAGCAGCCACACUUUAUACAGUUAUGCACUACGCUAUCUUGCUCAAAGUUCAAGCAUACACUUGUAUGAAGCAUUUUUCGAUCUUGACAAUGUCAGGACGACAAGCUCUACUGAAGGGUGCCUAACUCAGACGUCGUUGGGUUUGUCCUUCAGGAUUGGAUGGCUCUUUCUUUUUCUUACCCCGAAAGAAGGCGUUGGCUAUGCCGGAGGGGCGAAGGAAGCUUGGAUGGGCAAUGCCCAACCAAUUUGA
Molecule: messenger RNA, 348 nt
Organism: Suillus subaureus
Lineage: Eukaryota; Fungi; Basidiomycota; Agaricomycetes; Boletales; Suillaceae
Exons: 5
Coding region: 1-348 (115 amino acids)
Source: RefSeq, a predicted model, not a curated record